GCACGCUCAGCGUACAGGCAGUACAGGUGAUUUCGUUGUUGUCGUUGCGUGACUGCGCUGUACGCGUAAAAUUUCUUCGAAAAUGUUGUUUACGUAGUUCGUUCUGAUCUUCUGGACGAGUACGACGCGUUGAUUGUGGCAUCAUCGCCGUGUCGUCGCCGCGAUAUCUCCCAACUCGAGCGCUCCACGAGCGUUAGGCUUAGAUCGACAUCGUCGUUCCGAACCACCUCUUGGUCGCGUCCAAGCGUCGCAUCGUUUUAGGAGUGCUUCGCGGGAGCUGCUGGCGUCAUGCGUUGAAUGCAAAGCGCACGGUGAGCACCCUGUUCUGCCGUCAAGGAGGACACCGUGUUGAGCUGGACUGCCCGAAUGCACCAGGACCUCAGCCAUGUCGGUGCACUACAAGUUCAAGAGCAGCCUGGACUUCGACACGGUCACCUUUGAUGGCCUGCACAUCUCCGUGGGCGAACUGAAGAAGAACAUCCUUCAGCAGAAGAAGAUCGGCAAAGGGGCGGACUUCGACCUGCAGAUCACCAAUGCGCAGACCAAGGAAGUGUACACGUCCGACGACUACCUCAUCCCCAAGAACACAUCCGUGAUUGUCGCCCGUGUCCCCGUGACCACCACGGGCAGGAAGAACUGCAGCAGGGAGCGCAACCGUGACGGCGAGCACUCAGUCCCGGACACUAGUUCUCCUGGUCGUAAUUAUGAAAAGCUAGCCAAGACUGCGGAUCUGGCCAACUCCACAGCCAGCGAGGAUGACAAGAUCAAGGCCAUGAUGUCUCAGUCGUCUCAGGAGUACGACCCUUCCAAGUACGUGAAGAGCCGCAGCAUGACCGGACCCCUGCCUCCAAACUACACCUGCUUUCGGUGCGGCAAGAGUGGACACUGGAUCAAGAAUUGCCCCACCAACAAUAUUGAGGUGAAGCGAAGCACGGGCAUCCCACGCAGCUUCAUGGUGACUGUGGACGGUCCCGAUCACAAGGGGGCGCUUCUCACAAGCACGGGAGAGUUUGCCGUGCCGCUGAUUGACCACGAGGCCUACAAGGAAGUCAAGAAGGAGAAGCCUCCCUUUGUGCGGGAACCCACACCGGAGCCUGUGCAGGAGCCGCAGCUGCCCGACGAGCUGCUGUGCAUGAUCUGCCACGACCUGCUGCAAGACGCCGUGCUCAUCCCCUGCUGCGGCAACAGCUUCUGCGAUGAGUGUGUGCGCCAGGAGCUUCUGGACUCCGAGCAGCACGAGUGCCCCGUCUGCCACGAGACCGACAUAUCGCCCAACAACCUCAUCCCCAACCGCUUCCUACGCACGGCGGUGCUCAACUUCAAGAACGAGACGGGAUACACGCGCAUCCGACGUGGGCAGCUGGCGGCUGCUCCCGCUAGUGCCACCGUCGCCGCUGCUGCUAGCACCAGUGCCGCUUCGUCUCCGCGUAUUGCAGCUGGCGUCGAAGGAUCGGCCACCCCACCACCUGCGUCACAGCAGCCCGAAGAACCGGAUGCGGACAAGCCAGCGGAGUCACCUGCAAAGAAGGUCCCGGCAAGCGACGCGGAAGAGGGAACGGCCGUAGAAGAGGCCGGCGAUGGCGCUACGUUGGAAGUGGCAGGAGCGGCCAAUUUGGACGACACGAGCCGAAGCCCGGCCAUCGGCACGCCUAGCGAGAACCCACCGGGAACUCCUCUCGCGGAUGAGAAUCCCGAAGAGCCCGCGGGGCCCAGCCUGGACGAGGCUUUGACCAUGUCGCCCCAACACCGGUCCCACGACGAGAGCUCACCGUCGCGCACACUCCAGACGGGCGGCAGCCCGUCGUCUCUCGGGAACGGCGAGGAGAGCGUGUGCGCCAUUCGCACUAUCACAACGCGUGUGCCAUCGUACACUGGACCGAUCGCGAUGCCGGGACGUUCAAACCGGGACUCUCCCAUGGAUCAUCAUCCCAGGGGACCAUCUGGGCGAGGGUUGUUCUCCCACCACGGAAGAUGGUUGUCUCCGCAUUCUCUACCGCCGCUAACCCAACAAGCUCAAUUAUGCUCGCUCCAUCGUUCAAGCCGACACGGAGACUACGGACACCAUCGGUCACGUCACGACUAUGGUCCAGGUGGCAGUCUCCGAUCAGGCAGCGACUACCGCUCGGGUGGCUACCCCCCGUACGGCGGAGGCGGUGGAGGGAUGAGUGGAGGCAACGGCGGAGGCAACUACCCUCCGCCCCCGUUGCACCUGCCCCCACCUCCUCAGGGGCACCACCUGGCACCCCCCAACCUGCCGCCACCUCCUUUCCCUGGACAGGCACCACCCCCUGGUUUGACUGGGAUGAACGUAGUGCCUCCACAUUUCUCCGUGCCACCGGGAGCUGGCUACAUCCCACCGGCCAAGCCAUUUGGACCGGGAGAGGACUACCACGGCAGGAGGAGCCGCAGUCGGCGUGCGGGCGACCCCCUGGAGGAGUUUGAAAAGCACCUGCGUGACCUGCACCGCAACCGGCAUCGCGAGCGGCGGGAACGGCGCAGUGGCCGCUCGCACUCCAAGACGCGGUCCCGCUCCCGCUCGUCGUCCUACGGCCGGUCGCGCUCCAAGUCGCGCGGGGGCCGCAGCAGCGCUGCCUCCCGGUCCUGUUCGCCCCGCUCGCCCCACUCGCGCUACAGUGGCAGUUCACGAUCCUACACGCCACACUCCAGGUCAUACACGCCGAGGUCACGGUCGAGGUCCUUCUCGAGGUCCAGGUCCAGGUCACGGUCACCUACAAGGCACCGCCGGUCCAGGUCGCCGCGGAGCCCCGGGGGCAGUGACGGACGCCGGCGGGCGGGAUCGAAGAGCCCUCAUGGACGGCGCUCACGAAGCGGAAGCUACAGGUCGCGCUCCCGGUCUCCCAGCCGAUCCACACGGCGCACCCGGCAUCACUACCACAGCGGCAGCCACGGAAGUGGACGCGCGUAUCGCCGCUCACGCACCCCUCGCUCACCCCGAUCCUAUCACCACCACCCACUACCGCCGCCUCUACCCCACCACUUGGGACCCCCCCCGCCUCACAGCUACCGAGGCCGCUCGCCGUCGUUUCGUGCGGCUCGGCGGGGCUUCUACGGCGGACCACCCGGCGGCUAUCCGCACCACCCCGGCUACCCGCACCACCCUUCCGAGCACAUGGUGCCACCCGUCGAGUUCGACGGCCGUGGAGGGCACUAUUAUCCGCCGCACCACCACCGCGAUGGCGUGCCUGGUCCCUACCGUGGCUACCCUCCUGGCUACCCUCCGGGGGCACUACCUCCUCCGUCUCACCGAGGGGACGGCCGCGGGAGCGAUCGCUACGAGGGCGGUGUACCGCCCGGUCCGAUGGGGAUGCCUGCCCGAGCGUACCACGGCGAUCCCGGGAGCAGGAGAGAAAGGUCGCGAGAUUAUGCGCCCCCACCGGAAGUGGGUUCGGAGCGAUCGCCCAAGAGCAGCCGGGAGAGCCGUUCCCGCGAACGUCGCCGGCAUGCAGAGGCCAUCACGACACCCCUGGUUGUUUCAAGAGAGGAAGGCAAGGAUGGUGCACGCCUGGAGGCUGAAGGCACUGUCAAGAGCCGCAAGAGGUCCAAGGAUAAGGAGGAGAAACUGCUUCGACACAAGCACCAUCACAAGUCCAAGGAGUCUAGAAAAGAGUCAAAAGAAGCAGCGGCAGCCAUUCAGGAGGGUGUUGUCAAGAAGUCAUCUAAAACGUCGCUGACAGCUCCUCCAGAUGGAGAAAAGCAGGCCACCGAAACUAGAGCGGAAGAGUCAUCCGCCUCUUCGAAAAAAGAGGUGGCCAAGAUAUCUCGGGAAGCUGUGAAGGCCGAAGGCGAGGAGACUCUUUCGGAAAGUGCUGUGGUAGUUGUCAAGGAACGCAAGCACAAGCACAAGAAGAAGCUGAAGCAGGAAGAGGCACUGAGAAAGAUGGCAGCCAAGAUGGCUUCCCGCACGUCGGACGACUCCAGCCAGCAGCUGCCCGGUACCGACGAGGAGCCACUCAAGCGCAAAAAGAAGAAAAAGAAGCUGCGGGAGGCAAGGCUGUUGAUGAAGUCGCUGCCGCUGACAUCUUCGGAUCUGCUCCGUGAGCAGUCCAUGGUGGCUUUUUUGACGGCAGAGCUCGAGCAAGGGGUCCCAGAUGCUGCCCGACUGUCCAUGAUAGAGGAACAGCUGGAACUGGCAAAGAAGAAGUUGCUGAGCGAUGAGACAGAGGAGACCAAGGGCGAGGUGGCAACGCCGGAGGAAACCAGAGCGCAUGCGGGAGCAACACAGGGCACUGUCGACACAAUCUGGGACAAGACCGAGCUCGAGCAGGAGUCAAAGGAAAACGUCGUGGCACCCAAGGAGGAGGAAAACGUGCUUCAGGUGGAAGUGCCCGAGCUCUCCAAAUGGGAGAGAGAAGAACUCGAAGGAGAGGAGUCUCCACUGCCGCCGAGCGAGCCGAUCGAGGAGGCCAAGGAAACCAAACCCGUGGUGUCUUCAGAAGUGCUUCAGCGGGCUGAGAACGUGCUGCUUCACAAGCCGCGGAAGAAGGCCAUGGUGGCCGUUGCGGCGGCCACUGCCGCACUCGCCAGGCCGGCGACUGCACCGGAGCCAAAGAAACUGCCGUCAAAAGUGGCUUCGCCAGACGACUCUCGGCCAGUGCCGGCAGAAGAGUCCUCGUCACAGUCCAGCGUACGCGAAGUGAAAGAAGGCUGGAGGGACUCAUCGGUGCCACUGAGGCUGAGAGACAGGCUGGACGGCACCUUGCAAGUCACCAUAACUGCCUCAUCGGAGAAAGAAAGGCGAUCGGUCACUACGUCCGAUAAAGAACAGCGAGGAAGCUCGUCAGAAGGCACGCAGCAGACCAAGAGGAUCAAGCUCGAUAGGUCCAAGUUUGGGGAGAAGCACAGCCGUCGCGAAGGUGGGGAGGCGAGCGAUGGCGCAAAACCUUCGAAAUCAAGCAGUCGUCGUGACGAUCGUAGCGGUGGCAGGAUGGACGACCGUGCUCCCUCGGAACACGACCGGCGAUUCCCACCUGACGACAUCAGGUCGAGGCUGGAAGACCGCCGAGCAUUGGAGGCAGGGGGCCAUAGUCGAGUGCUUCCGCCUGCCAGGAGCGACCGUGACCUUUCCAGAUCUUCAAGGUCCGGAAGGCCUCGGGAGAAAGAGUCAUCUCACCGGUCGAGUAGCCGAGAUGUGCAUUCCGAUGAACGAAGACGCCACAAGGAAGAGCGGUACUAUGCUGCCAUGAUGGAGGAGCGAGCCAGGAGAGCAUACGAGGAGGCCCAUUACAAACGAAUGGAGGUUGAGAUGUCGCACAGCAGGCGCAAGGCACCGGACGAGCAUCGCUCCCGUCACGCAGCUGAAGAUGUCGAGCGGCUCCGAAUGCAUGAAAGACGUGGGGAAGCUCCACGCUUGCGGAGUAAAAGUGCGGACCGGGGCAGUGGCGAGGACCACCACCGGUCUCGAAGGGGUGACUGGUCUGGCGAGCAAACGGCCACAACAGGCUCUGUGGUGUCCCAGCCACCACAGCGAUCAAGAAGCAAGGAUAGAAGUGAACGCUCGCCGCGUCACCAGCGGCACCACAAGGAGAAGACGUCGCACGUUGCAGUGUCCUCUACGGCGAGUGUGUCGGCAGCUGGAGGCAGCGCCGCUAGUGACCAGGAGAUCCGAGCGACGUCAUCGACAGCUGCAAAGCAGACUGAAAAGAAGUUGUCCCCGACGUCGCCAUCCCUGGAGACACUGCGGCAUCGGAAGGAGUCAACACAGGACGAGUCGCGCUUCGAGCCCGACUACGAUGAGAUGAUUGAGGACGAGCCAGGUUCAGGUGGCACCGCCGACCCUACCCUGUCACAGGGGGCCAGGGGCGGUAGUACCAAGCGCAGGGCAGUCGCAGUCAUCGAAACGCUAGCCGGUAAGAAGUCGCGGCUGGCCGAAGAGGAGGCGUUGGCACCCGUAAAGCCGAGUGCGAGCCCGGCUACAUCGACAACGGCUCCGGCAGUGUCUGCCGUGGUGGCACUGGCCGCUCCGGCAGUGUCGGCAGACGACGACCGGAGCAGCAGCUCCUCGUCGGACUCGAGCGACGACGAAGUCACCUCACACAAGAAGCACAAGAAGAAGCACAAGAAACAUAAGAAACACAAGCACAAGCACAAGAAGAAGAAGAAGUCCAAGAAGGCUGAGAAGUCCGACUAGGAGACACCGAGUGCUUCAUUUCUUGCAUUGCUCAUUCCCCCCCUCCUCCCCCGCCUCCCAUUUUACUCAUCGUCAUCUGUGUUUAUAGUUCUCUUUUGUUUCCUCAACUAUUGUUAGCUCACUGAGGAGCCCUUGGCUGUCCUUGCGUUCUUAGUACCUCAGAGAGGACAUUGUACUUCCCAUCCUUCAUAUUGUAGGCCUUUUCGCAAGGCAUUUGCCGAAAUGGUGUCUAGGGCAUUCAAAACUGUAUUUGCUCAUUUGAAUACCUUAAAAACAGACUACUUUACUGUUAAGUACUUGUUAAAUCAUUGUGGGCCCCCGAUUGAGUUGGGUACAUUGUAACUCUUCUGAAUUGCAAGUGUUGUUCCGGGUGUCACUAUCGCUACCGGUGUGAGCAUAAAUAAGCGUGCUCUGAGCGAUGACUGGUGGCUCAUAGCCAAGGCAAUGCAUGUCAGUUUUUCUGAAUGGUAUGAAUUGUGCUACAGAAAAAGUAUGGUCGAAUGCAAGGUCAGGAUAGAUAAGGCCCAACGUUAUCUAGUGUUGCUAUCCCAAACUUAGAUUGCAAUCGCCAGUGCGACUUUCGUAGUUAGCCGUCUUUUGGUCUCGUACUUUCCUCUAUGAUGCAUGUGCACUAAGUCUGCUGUUUGAACGUGAGCCGACAAGUGUGUUGGCCUUUUUUUUUUUUCUUUUUAGUCUGCGAUCAUGAGGGCCUGGAGCCCUGUGUCUAGUGAUGGCUUGACACAGCAAUUUGUAAAUUUGUCUCAACAGGCCACUCAAUCAAGUGUGUGCGUCCUCCGCUGUGUCUUGCUAAUUGACCAAAUAUGGGCGGCUGUGUUUUUUUUUCGUCUCUGCAGUGACACAGUGCAUCUUUCAGGACCCUGUGUACCGUCUGUAAAUAGUACUGUUGUGUAUGAAAUAAAAAAAAAUAGAGCUUAUUUUUAAGA
Rhipicephalus sanguineus (brown dog tick) is the source of this 7092-nucleotide messenger RNA. Its product is annotated as E3 ubiquitin-protein ligase RBBP6. Gene Ontology annotation, biological process: protein ubiquitination; ubiquitin-dependent protein catabolic process; mRNA processing. Lineage: Eukaryota; Metazoa; Arthropoda; Arachnida; Ixodida; Ixodidae. Gene Ontology annotation, cellular component: nucleus. The record is from RefSeq and is a predicted model, not a curated record. Gene Ontology annotation, molecular function: ubiquitin protein ligase activity; nucleic acid binding; zinc ion binding. The transcript has 18 exons. Bases 386 to 6148 code for a protein of 1920 amino acids.